Nycticebus coucang (slow loris) is the source of this 1225-nucleotide messenger RNA. Its product is annotated as olfactory receptor 1444. NCBI's taxonomy places the organism in Eukaryota, Metazoa, Chordata, Mammalia, Primates, Lorisidae. Gene Ontology annotation, molecular function: olfactory receptor activity; G protein-coupled receptor activity; odorant binding. Gene Ontology annotation, biological process: G protein-coupled receptor signaling pathway; sensory perception of smell. The record is from RefSeq and is a predicted model, not a curated record. The coding region runs from base 4 to 966 and encodes 320 amino acids. Gene Ontology annotation, cellular component: membrane. The transcript has a single exon.
GCUAUGAAGAAUAGCACGGAAGUGACAGAGUUUAUACUCAUGGGGUUAACAGAUGACCCCAAUCUCCAGGUUCCCCUCCUUUUAAUAUUUUUAUUCAUCUACCUCGUCACCCUUGCUGGGAAUGGGGGGAUGAUGGUGAUCAUCUACUCAGACUCCCAUCUUCACACGCCAAUGUACUUCUUCCUGAGCAACCUCUCUUUUGUGGAUCUGGGUUACUCGUCAGCUGUGGCUCCCAAGAUGGUGGCUGCAUUGCAGUCAGGGAACAAAGUCAUCUCCUACAAUGGAUGUGCAGCUCAGUUCUUCUUCUUUGUGGGGUUUGCCACUGUGGAGUGCUACCUCCUGGCCUCCAUGGCCUAUGACCGCCAUGCAGCUGUCUGUAGGCCUCUUCAUUACACCACCACCAUGACCACGUGUGUGUGUGCCCUCCUGACUGUUGGCUCCUAUGUCUGCGGCUUCCUCAAUGCCUCUAUCCACGCAGCAGACACCUUCAGACUCUCCUUCUGUGGUUCGAAUGAGAUUAAUCAUUUUUUCUGUGACAUUCCCCCACUUCUGGCUCUCUCAUGCUCCAACACACACAUCAGCAAGUUGGUUGUCUUUUUUGUCGUGGGCUUCAAUGUCUUUUCCACCCUCCUGGUCAUCCUGAUUUCUUACCUCUUCAUAUACAUUGCCAUUCAAAGGAUGCGUUCUGCUGAAGGACGGAAGAAAGCUUUCUCCACCUGUGCUUCCCACCUCACCGCCGUGUCCAUCUUCUAUGGCACCAUCAUCUUCAUGUACUUACAGCCAAACUCCAGCCAGUCCAUGGACACAGACAAAAUAGCAUCUGUGUUCUACACUGUGGUGAUCCCCAUGCUGAAUCCUUUGAUCUACAGCCUUAGGAACAAAGAAGUGAAAAGUGCUCUCUGGAAAACACUCAACAAACUUUACCCUCAAUCCUUAAGUAUGAGGAGGAUGUCAGCAAGUCAUUAAGAGGUCAACCCUCUCUCAGACCUAAAUGCUGUCAUGACUUUUGAGGUUUGCAGGUUUUAGUUCUUUCUUCCCCAAGAAUAGUGGUUACUUCUGCUAUUAGAAAUGUAAAAACCAGGGCUUUGAAAUGUCUUACUCAGGAAGAUAAUCUUAUAUUUAGUGUACUACAACAUGAGACAUUUAAACUCUUCUUGCAUUAGUUUCUUGAUGUGGUUUAAAGCAAAAAAUAGAUGUGUAUAAUUGAAUGUGUUGAAUUUUCCUC